Etheostoma spectabile (orangethroat darter) is the source of this 1071-nucleotide messenger RNA. It is a transcript of the gene znrf2b, whose product is annotated as zinc and ring finger 2b. NCBI's taxonomy places the organism in Eukaryota, Metazoa, Chordata, Actinopteri, Perciformes, Percidae. Gene Ontology annotation, cellular component: intracellular membrane-bounded organelle; membrane; cytoplasm. Gene Ontology annotation, biological process: protein K48-linked ubiquitination; proteasome-mediated ubiquitin-dependent protein catabolic process. The record is from RefSeq and is a predicted model, not a curated record. Gene Ontology annotation, molecular function: ubiquitin protein ligase activity.
AGCGGAAAUAGAUGUGAGCUCAGCUAGCUUGACAGAUAGCCUGCACACCCGUGUCUCCUUGCUGCCGCUAUUAAAAGGUUUGGUGCGGGUGUUAUUCCUCCAUCACUUCCUUCCUUGGAGCAAUAGUUUGUCAGGCGGGGAGGUGUGAGGAGCCCGGCUCUUCACUCCUUCAUGCUGCUCAGGAGCCAUGGCGGAGCGGCCACUGAGGAGGAACCAGCGGCCGGAGCUCAGCGGGUCCACAGCGGCGUCUCAAACCAGGAAGGAACCACGUUAAUACAGAUGGAUGUCUACGGUUAACGUUGACGUUACCUGCCGGAGACAGUAGUGGAGGCUUCGAAAGUUUUACACUCAUCUUCAGCUUUUGUCACAGCCGACCGGUUCAACUUUUCGCUACCUGGCAUUCCCCUAAUGUCGACGGGAACACAGCGACGCGGAGUUUGUUUCGCUUUUCUUUUCUUCCAGGAACGUUACGUGUUUGCCCUGUAAAGCCAUCAGCCUCUGGCGUCAAUCUGGCGCAGUGUUCCGCAGUGGCUCGUAGAGCGGCUCUUUAAUAUCGCAAAGCCGAGUCACUGGAGGUUACCAUGGGGGCAAAGCAGAGCAGCCCCGCUGCUAAUCCCGCUGCUAACGGACGGACCAGAGCCUACUCCGGCUCGGACCUGCCCUCCAGCACGUCCAGCAGCAACGGCAGUAAUGUUAGCAGGACUACCGCCGGGGGGGUGAGGUACCAUGCGUACAGUGCGUCCGGAGCCUCGUCCAGCACCAGCCAGCACCUUGGAGCCAGGGCCAGGUCCGCGGGGGGCUCCGGAGGCUCCGGGACCAGACCCCAGUCCGGUAUCACCAUUCCGAACAUUAGCGGAGCCUACAGCUCCCAGGAGUCAGGCGGCAGUAGCCCGGAGGAGGCGGACCGGGAGCGCUCGGGCGGAGGGCACGAGGGUCCCCGGCUGGUGAUAGGGUCCCUACCAGCACAACUCUCGCCUCAUCUGUUCGGAGGAUUCAAGUGCCCUGUGUGCUCCAAGUUUGUGUCCUCAGACGACAUGGAUCUUCACCUGGUCUUGUGCUUAACCAAACCCA